CGUGGCUAAGGGUUCUCUCUUGCCAUGCGGCUUGUUUGAGCUGUUCACUGCAGUGGUGCAGUUCCACUGGCCAUGAAUUAAAUUCUGGGCGACCUAUAAAAGGUCCAGGAAACGUUAAGGAUCAUCCAACGUUAAAAGUAAACACUGGUGGCCUCGUGUGCGCGGGAGAGAAGAUGGCGGAAGGAGAUGCGCUGGACCAGACGCAGUACAUCCAGCGGCGGGUCUACACGGACCCCACCAUUCCCCCCGCUCCUCUGGACCUCCACUCUGCCUCGGCGCUGGGCAACUACGAGUGCGUGCAAGAGGCCAUCAGCUCCAAGCGGGACAUCAACCGCAGAAACAAAGGUGUGGAAAUGUGGAAUUCGGAAUUCUCAAGCAGACACUUUUGAUGAUGGCAAUUUACCCUCCAAUAAUUGUCUACUCACGCCAAGAAUGCGUCUGGAUGGACACCACUGAUGUACGCAGCCUAUGUCAGCCACGAUACAGUGGUGAACCUGCUACUGGAGGCCAAGGCCGACCCUAACAAGGGGACACCCGGUGGACUGACACCACUCAUGGUAGCUGCUCGCUGCGGCAAUGAAUCCAUCUGCUACUUUCUCAUCCAGAACGGUGCCAAGAUCGAUCCCCAGGACGAGACAGGGUGCACGGCGCUGUUCCACGCGGUGAGGCAGGGCCACCAGACUGCCUCUCAACUGCUACUGGAGUCAGGAGCCAACCUGGAGAUCAGGGAGAAGGUGAACGGACUAACUCCGCUGAUGGUGGCUGCAUUGGAGGGAGACGAGAUUAUCGUCGAUGUUCUCAUUGCCUGCGGAGCCAGUCUACAGCAGAAGAACAAUGAAGGUCUCACCGCUCGCUCCCUGGCCCUCAACAACAACCACGUCCGUAUCGUCACCCUCUUCGACAACACCGCGAGACUGCUCCAGGAAGAGGAAGAUGUGAGGAUGGGAGGACCGGCGGACGACGACUCAGAGAUGCUUGGUGGAGAGAAGGAGAUGGAGGCCUACCGACAGAGCAUGGCGGUCAAGAGGGCCAUCCAGAUGCAGCUGGGUCACCGCUACGGACCUCGCUGGAGCAUCCCCGAGUUGAGGAGAGGAAGCAUGCCGGUCACCUCUCUGCUGCAAGAGAGAAAACUACGUUACGCGAUGUCUCUUCCGGAGUCAGAGUUUCCUCCGAUGCUGAUGGGAGGAGACAUGGACCCACGACGAGGGGGCAACGGGAUCGAGUCCCUCGCAACGGUCCCCGAGGAGAACGAUCGGCUGUCGGCCUUCCUCCAGGAACUGGGGCUGGGGAAGUACGAGGAGGUGUUCCAGCGACAGGCCGUGGACUACAAGACCCUUCUCUCGUGUUCAGACAACGACCUCAAGAACCUUGGAAUCAAUCUCCUGGGCCCACGUCGUAAGCUGUCGAUAGCCAUUGCAGAGCUGAAGGAGAAGGAGGAGAAGCCCCAGAGAGGGGUGUCCUCUCUCCCCUCCAGUAUCAAUAGAGGACCGGGGAGAGGAGGGGAGGGGGAGGAUGGGGUGGAUGGGGGAGGAGGUUACAGCAAGAGUAGCGAGAGGGGGAAGGGCCGGGGGCGAGGGUCACGCCCACAGCUCUACAAGCAGCCCAGUACAGAGUUGCAAGCAGCCUACCAUCAGGCGAUGGAGAGAGUGGAGCAGUUGGAGAGCCAGUUGACCCAGGAGCACUCCCUGCGCAGCGCUGCAGACAGCUACCUCCUGGAGCUACAGCAGUCUCGCCAGAGAGCUGCCUCCUGUCUGGCCGGGUUGAGGGAUGGACAGAGCGACACUGCCGCUCACUGCAACGCCGUGAAGUGGGUGGCAGGAAGAGCGUGUGACUGUGUGUGUGCGUGUAGGAGAGAGAAUGGGAAAGAUGCUGCAAAGGGGGAGAACAUGUCACUAGGAGUUGUAUUUGGUUCCAUAUGACUGUGCCAAACAGAUCACCUGGAGCUCCAGAGCCACUUACAUAAAUUGUGGAACUAUGGCUGUGGUGCUUGUGCCUGGACUUUUCCUUUUGUUCCUUCCCAUCCCAGGACAACAAAUGUGCAGCUCUCCAAGGAAGUGGCAGCCCUGCGCACCCUGUCUUACUCCCCCUCCCCCCUCCCUCCCCUCUCCCGGAUCCACUCCGAGCUGGUGGCCCUCUCCUCGCGGCUGAGUCUGGAGGUGGAGGCGCUCUCUCGUGCCGUCGACGUAGCCCAGCAACACUCCGACUCUCUCGCCUACAGCCUCCUCUCUUCCUCUCCCUCUUGACCCUCUCCCUCGUGACCUGUUAUCUAUGUGUAUAGCAGCCAGUGUGUUACAGUGUAUAUAUAGGACUGGGGGAAAUCAUGUCAGCUGGUCUUUUUUUAGUAACAUUCACUUUGAAUUAGCCAUAUCUUAUCUCGCUCUCCCCAUUCCUGUCUUUCUGUCCAAUAGAAAACACAACCAACUAUCCAAAUCUUGCAUCAUCUUCCUCUCCAUGGGAAGGGGGGUAAAAGUAAAUGCCCU
Geodia barretti is the source of this 2480-nucleotide messenger RNA. The record is from the annotation of a GenBank genome assembly. NCBI's taxonomy places the organism in Eukaryota, Metazoa, Porifera, Demospongiae, Tetractinellida, Geodiidae.